AUGGUGGUGCUACCUAAAGUUACCGCAAAGCGGUUUGUUCUGAAUACCGGAGAUGAAAUUCCAGCUAUUGGGCUGGGAACAUGGCAGUCGCCUCCAGACCAGGUGCGCAAAGCAGUGGCGGUUGCACUGCAGCAUGGAUAUCGACACCUCGACACGGCACGCGCGUACAAGAACGAAAAGGAGGUCGGCGAUGGCAUCAGAGACUCUGGUGUUCCCAGACAGGAGAUUUGGAUCACCACCAAACUCGCCAAUACAGACCAUAAACGCGUGGCCGAAGCGCUCGAGGAGUCGUUGCAAUUCUUGGGGACCGACUACAUCGACUUGUAUCUGAUCCACUGGCCAUGUUCGACGGAUCCCGGGGACACGACCAAGAUGUACCAGGACUGGGACUUUGUCGACACCUGGGGCGAGAUGCAGAAGCUCGUGGGCUCGGGCAAGGUGCGCAACAUUGGCGUGUCGAAUUUCGGCAUCACGCAGCUCGAACGAUUGCUCGGCCACCCGACAACGACCAUCGUGCCGGCGGUGAAUCAGAUCGAGCUACACCCGUACCGCCCCUCUCCCAAGCUGGUGAAGUACAAUUCCGGCAAGGGCAUCCACUCGACGGGGUAUUCGUGCCUGGGCUCCACCAAUUCACUCCUGUAUUCCGACCCUGUCUUGCUCGAGUUGAGCGCCCAGCGCGGCCGGACACCCCAACAGAUCAUGCUUGCGUGGGGAAUACAGAAGGGAUGGAGUGUGUUACCCAAGAGUGUCACUCCAGAAAGGAUCAGGAAGAACUUUGACCUGGACGGCUGGAGCUUGAGUGCGGAUGAGAUCAAGGUGAUAGACUCGUUGACCGGGCGUAUGAAGGUGUGUGACGGCGCCUUCCUACCUCGUGGAGCAAAGGUUUUUUACGGCGAUGAUGAAUAG
Molecule: messenger RNA, 906 nt
Organism: Cladophialophora carrionii CBS 160.54
Lineage: Eukaryota; Fungi; Ascomycota; Eurotiomycetes; Chaetothyriales; Herpotrichiellaceae
Exons: 3
Coding region: 1-906 (301 amino acids)
Cellular component (GO): cytosol
Molecular function (GO): aldose reductase (NADPH) activity
Source: RefSeq, a predicted model, not a curated record